UAGAAAAGAAUAAAACUUCAGAUCAUCUUGAUGGACCUCUCUAUAAAUACGCUCUCUGCAGCUUCGGUUCGUUGAACUUAUAAUCAAUCUCUCAUCUAAAAAAACAAUUCAGAAAGUGAAUCUUCAGAUAUCGAUGGCGACCAAAGUGUAUAUCGUGUACUACUCAAUGUAUGGUCAUGUGGAGAAAUUAGCUGAAGAGAUAAGGAAAGGAGCUGCUUCUGUUGAAGGUGUUGAAGCCAAGCUAUGGCAGGUACCAGAGACGCUUCCAGAAGAAGCACUCUCUAAGAUGAGCGCACCACCAAAGAGCGAAUCACCAAUCAUCACACCAAACGACCUCACCGAAGCUGACGGCUUCGUCUUUGGGUUCCCGACGAGGUUCGGCAUGAUGGCUGCCCAGUUCAAAGCCUUCUUGGACGCAACCGGUGGACUCUGGAGGACUCAGUCACUCGCUGGUAAACCAGCUGGUAUCUUCUACAGCACUGGCUCUCAAGGCGGUGGCCAAGAAACCACCGCAUUGACGGCGAUCACUCAGCUGGUCCACCACGGGAUGAUAUUUGUCCCCAUCGGUUACACAUUUGGUGCUGGGAUGUUCGAGAUGGAGAAUGUGAAAGGUGGUAGCCCCUAUGGAGCUGGAACAUUCGCUGGAGAUGGUUCAAGGCAGCCAACUGAGCUUGAGCUAGCCCAAGCGUUUCACCAAGGCAAGUACAUUGCAACCAUCACCAAGAAGCUCAAGGGAUCUUCUUCUGCUUAGAGACAGCCCGGCCCUUUGAAAAAAAUAUAUCAAUAAGAAAAAAACAAUCAUAUAUUUUAUUUCGGGUUUUGAUUAUCAAAAACAUGGUAUUGUUUCACAAACAAUCAUUCUUGUCUUGCUUUUACGUAUUAAGAUAUGUAAUGAUUUAUGCUUGUUCUCUCGACUUGUUUGUCUCUUUCUCGUAAAGGAAUGUAAGGAAACCAACCCAUUCUCAUCUC
Messenger RNA from Raphanus sativus (radish), 969 nucleotides. RefSeq names its product NAD(P)H dehydrogenase (quinone) FQR1. The coding region runs from base 134 to 751 and encodes 205 amino acids. Gene Ontology annotation, molecular function: FMN binding; NAD(P)H dehydrogenase (quinone) activity. NCBI's taxonomy places the organism in Eukaryota, Viridiplantae, Streptophyta, Magnoliopsida, Brassicales, Brassicaceae. The transcript has 4 exons. The record is from RefSeq and is a predicted model, not a curated record.